GAGGGAUACGUUACUAUGGGAACACCACGACCUCGCGGAUAAACCUGUGGCCUUUCCCCACGGCGACCAGCUCCCUCCCUUCCCCUCCCCUUUUCCCCCUUUCCUGACCCCUCCUGGUCUCCUUUCCCUCCCUCCCCCUCCCCCCCAGCCCUGACCCUCUACCCCCGUUUCAUUUUCCCCAACUCUAGGAACCCUCGGCGAUAGGACUCUUGGUACAGGUGCAUUAGGUCCGUCUAGGGAAGAAUGUAACACGGAGCCGCUCGCCUAGAAGCUGUCGCCGCCUUUCUGUCGGGGGGACCUGGCCUAGUCCGCUACUCAGUCAGUGAUCUUUGAGACUCAUCCCGAGCGUGCGAGGCUGUGAUCAGGGUCUUCAGGUCUUCACUGGAACGACCUAUCCCACUGGCUUUCCUGAGUUUCCAGUUUACCUACUACAGAUUGUGAGACUUCUCAGCGCUAGAACUAUGAGAGUAUCCUGGUGCUGAACCACAUAGCUAGAGAUGCUCUUAACUCCAUUUUAAGAGCAGCACCUCAGACUGAACUUUGUGUAGAAGAGACUGGUCGAGAGACAGCGUCUAUACAUUGCAAGCCCAUCACUUCACUUCAGUACUUCCCAUUUCUAAGGGUAAAGCCAAUAUGCCGCUCAUUCUAGGAAAAACAGAAAAUGAGCAGAAGAACAAGCUAAACAUGUCACUCACCCUAAUUGGAGGAGAAAAUGGUCACAAGGCCAAAUUCAGUAAACAGAAUACUCUAAACAAAAAGGAAAAUGAUCAAGAAGACAAGUUUGAAGAUGCCUAUGAAAUUAUCCCUGUGGCAUCAUCCAUGAAUCUAAUAUCUUCCUUGGAAGAAUGCACAACUGGGUUGUACUUAUUCCUAAAUAACAGAUUUUCAGAGGCAAUAAGUCUCAUCCAUCCAUGGUCUAAAAACAGCAUAUACCAUGCCCUAAUGUACAGUAUGCUUAUGAUUGUCAGGGCCAUCCUGACUUUUGAUCCACAGGAUAUUGAGACUGGAAUUUCUGUCUCCAAGGAAGCAUUGAAAACUUGCAAUAAUUUCCGCAAAAGACCUAGAAUAAUGACUUUAUCAUAUCUAGUGAAUAGGCAUGGAUUAAAGGCUGUCAACGAAGAAGAAUUGCAUGCAGAAGUCUGUUAUGCUGAGUGCUUGAUCUUGAAGUCCUCCAUAUCAUUUAUACAAGAUGACAGUUUGCUUGGUUUUUUUAAAAGCAGCAUCAGCAUUGGGUCCAGUUAUCAGAUAUACAAAGACUGUGAACACGUAUUAACACUUAUGCCAAAGAACCAAAGCAAAGCCCACAAACACCUGGAUGGAGGGAUAAAGUUUGGACUUGGAGCAUUCAAUUUGAUGUUAUCGCUUGUGCCACCAAAGAUACUAAAACUUCUCAGUAUCGUAGGCUAUUCUGGUAAUAGAGAUCUAGGCUUGGCUUUGCUUCAUGAGAGUGCAUCUGAACCCCAUAUAAAUUACAUCUUAAGUGUUUUCACUCUACUCUUUUAUUACAACUAUAUCCACGUAGCUUUUGGUAUUGAAAAGAUUCCCUGUCCUGCUACAGAAAAUCUCUUCCUUGUCUACCUCCGCAAAUUUCCAAACUGUGUUGUACUUAAAUUUUUUCAUGCACGUUUUAGCAUGCUGAAAGGCAAUUUUGAAAACGCACAAUUAAAAUUACAGGAGUGUAUUUUUACUCAGAAUGAGUGGAAGCAGAUUCAUCAUCUCUGUUAUUGGGAAAUCAUGUGGUGCCACAUUUUUCUGCAGAAUUGGAGGCAAGCAUUCCAUUAUGCCAAUCUCCUCUCUCAGAAUAGCAAAUGGUCUAAGGCAAUAUACGUGUACAGCAAAGCUAUAUUACUGGCUUUGCUCCCUUCUGAUUUUGCAAAAUCAGCAAGCGAGGACAUAAGCUCUCUCUUCUUAAAUGUGGACAGCCUGAGAAUGAAAAUUUUAGGCAACUCUGUGCCGAUAGAAAAGUUUGUGGCUGAGAAAGGUCAGCGCUAUGGUACUACUUCAGGCUGGUUUACAGCACAGCCCCUUCUGGAAUUCAUUUAUGCCUGGAGUGGUUUCCGAGUCAUGAGCAAAAAAAUAGAGCUUAUUUCAAGCUGGCUAUCUAUAAUUGACAGAGGAAAAGAUCUUUUGCAAGAAAAUCCAAACGAGGAGUAUGGUACAGAUGACAUCAGUUUAUUAAAUUUACUUAAAGGUCUAUGCCUGAAACACUUAGGAAAAUAUUUGAAGGCUGAACACUAUUUCAAUCGUGUUCUUCAGAAUGAGAAAUUGUUAAAAUAUGACCACUAUUUGGUACCAUAUACUUACUAUGAACUGGGAAUUCUACACUAUCUAAAUGGAAAUUACGCCAGUGCAACCAAAAGCCUGGACAACAUCAAAAACUAUAAAGACUAUUCUAUGGAGGCCCGAUUACAGUUUAGAGCUCAUAUAGCCCUUGAACAAAUAACCAAAGAAAUGUAAUUUAAACACAAAGUAUGCUUUUAUUUCAUAAAGCGGAAUAUCUACAGUAGCAAGGUAAUUAGUAGACUGUUUCUUCUUGAAAAAAAGAAAACACAUCCCAACAGGUGGCAGCUAAGAAUAUGAUUAGUAACAAGAAAGAAAUUGGCCAUUUCCCCCCUUUUCCCUUCUCCUUACCCAUAAAAUGUAAUUUGACCAGCAAA
Perognathus longimembris pacificus (Pacific pocket mouse) is the source of this 2657-nucleotide messenger RNA. Its product is annotated as tetratricopeptide repeat protein 39B-like. NCBI's taxonomy places the organism in Eukaryota, Metazoa, Chordata, Mammalia, Rodentia, Heteromyidae. The coding region runs from base 634 to 2457 and encodes 607 amino acids. Gene Ontology annotation, biological process: cholesterol homeostasis; regulation of cholesterol metabolic process; negative regulation of cholesterol storage. The transcript is spliced from 3 exons. Gene Ontology annotation, molecular function: protein binding. The record is from RefSeq and is a predicted model, not a curated record.